AUUGCGCAACCUGCGUUCUUCCCGAACUGGUCACUACUAGCAUGGCUGCUCCCGCCAUCUCCCUGCCCGCUCAGCAGCAUCUCUGCCGCCUGAACGUCGCCAGUCCGGCUACAGUAACGCGCCGUGCGCUGCUGCGUGAACUAAAAGCCGCACCCGCGCGCAGCAAGGCUCUGAGGCAAAGCGCUCGCGGAAGGGAUCAAUUGGCGGCGGCAGCAGCGGCGACGAGGGGACGAUUGGGGUGCCGAGCGAUGGCGAGCGAGGCUGGGUCCGCCACAGCCGCCGUUUCCGCGCCAUCCACAGCCAAGCAGCUUCCCGACCUCAUGACGGAGUUCAUGGUGGACAUGAAGUGUGAGAACUGCGUCAAGAACGUGCGCCAGAAGAUGGAGCCCGUGGAAGGUGUGAAGUCAGUGGACAUCAGCCUGGACUCGCAGGUCGUCCGCGUGCUGGGCAGUGCCACACUGGCUGAGCUGGAGGAGGCGUUGAAGAAGACCGGCAGGAAGGCCCGACUUAUCGGCCAAGGCGACCCCUCACAGCUCGCACUCACGGCAGCAGUGGCGGAGUUCAAGGGCCCGGUGAUUCACGGUGUAGUACGGUUCGCUCAGGUGAGCAUGGAGGAGGUGCGAGUGGAGGCUCAGUUCGACGGCCUCUCGCCGUCAACCUCGCAUGCGUGGGCCGUCAACGAGUUUGGGGACCUCACCAGGGGGGCUGAUAGCACAGGGAGGUGCUAUCCGGGGGAGGCGCCUUCUACCACUGAUGGGCCCGCGGGUGACUUGGGGGUGCUUGAAACGGAUGGCAAAGGCCAUGCGUCCUAUGCGGCCCCAAGCAGCCGCCUCAAGGUGUGGGACCUCAUUGGCCGUGCCGUGGCGGUGUAUGACGGAGCGGACAGGGGGAGCAGCAAGGGCUUGGCAGCAGCAGUGAUUGCCCGCAGUGCAGGCGUGGGGCAGAACUACAAGUCGCUGUGCUCCUGCGAUGGCACGAUUAUAUGGGAGGCCACCCCCAGUGAUUACGUGCAGCAGAAGCAGAUGCCAUGAUAGCCAGAAGCAGAAGACAGGCGCAUGGGGAAGAGUUACUGGUCCUCGUGAUUCUGUGAUGGCACGAGUGUAUGGGAGGUUACUCGUAGUGGUGGUGACUAUGUGCAGCAAAAGUACAACCUGUACAUUUACGUUCAGCGCUUGCAAUAUGUUUCAUGUGGUGGUACCACAUUUGGGAGAGAGACUAUUCCCAGUUGCUGUAUGCUGCACCCACUGAGCCACAUGGCUAGCAGCAAGGGCAUGUACGGUAGGACCAGAAAUCUGCUGCGUCGUUGCUGUGCUGGAUUUGGGCCAAAUUAUAGACUUAUCACAGCUUCUCCUCAGACUCUGAGACUGACAGAG
Messenger RNA from Closterium sp. NIES-67, 1373 nucleotides. NCBI's taxonomy places the organism in Eukaryota, Viridiplantae, Streptophyta, Zygnematophyceae, Desmidiales, Closteriaceae. The record is from the annotation of a GenBank genome assembly.